Prosopis cineraria is the source of this 2047-nucleotide messenger RNA. RefSeq names its product protein Brevis radix-like 2. Bases 578 to 1693 code for a protein of 371 amino acids. The record is from RefSeq and is a predicted model, not a curated record. The transcript has 5 exons. Lineage: Eukaryota; Viridiplantae; Streptophyta; Magnoliopsida; Fabales; Fabaceae.
AAAUGGCAGAGAACCAAAAUCUCGACAGGGAUUAGCCCCUUUGAGACUUGAGAGGAGCGAGAAGAGAGAGACUUUUACUGCUACAGCUUAAAGAAGGGGAAAAACUUUUGAUUUUUAGUUUUUUUUUUCUUACGACGUUUCGAUCCGAAAUCCCUCACAAAUCACGCCUUGAAACUUGCUACAUCUUUUAUUCCCAAGUCCUAACGUUCAUCUUCCGUCCCUCCCUAGUCCUUCCUCUUCCUUCUCUCUGCACCGUUGAAACGUUAUGAGAUUACUGCUUUAUGCUUCACUCUGUAACACCUUUGAUUGCUAGAUCACUUUAGUGUUUUCGUCGUCAACAUCUCUCUCUCUGUCUUUCUGUUUUGCUGGUUUCAACUUCAAUGGCAUAGUGCUUUGGUUCAGAGCAACAAUGAAGCUUUCUCGAUUGGAUCAAGUUGACCCAGAUCUUCAAUCUGUUUGAUUCUACUGAAGUGUGCUUCUUUCUCGAUUAGUAGCUCGGCUUCGUGGUUACCCAGUAAUCAUCGUUUUAAUAUACAAAGGGUGGCGUCAAAAUCUUUUUCUAGAAAGGAGAUCAGAAAUGUUGACCUGCAUUGCGUGUUCGAAGCAGCUCAAUGACAAGAGAUCUCUUCCCCAACAAGAUGAGCACGAAGAAGCCGUGGAUACGCCCAGCACCAAGCAGGCCAUCAAGGCCCUCACCGCACAGAUCAAGGACAUGGCAGUGAAGGCUUCUGGGGCAUACAGAAAUUGCAAGCCUUGUUCAGGAUCUUCAAAUGGUAACCGGAACCAGAACUAUGCUGAUUCUGAUAUGGCUUCCGAAUCAGCGAGAUUUCACUGGGCGUACAAAAGAGCUGGCAGUUCCAACUCAACCCCAAGACUUUGGGGGAAGGAGAUGGAGGCGAGACUGAAAGGGCUCUCUAGCGGCGAAGGAACGCCGGCGUCGGUGAGUGGUCGGACUGAGUCGGUGGUAUUCAUGGAGGAGGAUGAGCCCAAGGAAUGGGUUGCUCAAGUAGAGCCUGGCGUGCUUAUCACUUUUGUUUCAUUGCCUCAGGGUGGUAAUGAUCUGAAGCGAAUACGGUUCAGCCGGGAAAUGUUUAAUAAAUGGCAAGCUCAAAGGUGGUGGGCUGAGAAUUAUGACAAGGUCAUGGAGUUGUACAAUGUUCAAAGGUUCAAUGAACAAGCAGGUCCGCUGCCAACCCCGCCGAGAUCUGAAGAUGAGAGCUCGAAGAUUGAAUCUGUUAGAGACAGCCCUGUCACUCCUCCUCUUAACAAAGAGCGUCCGCCCCAUCAUCUCCUUCACCGUCAAAUGGGAAUGGGAUACUCAUCAUCGGAUUCGCUGGAUCACCACACGAUGCAACAGCGCCCUUGCUAUGAAACAAGCGGUUUAGCUUCGACACCAAAACUCUCUGGCAUCAGUGGGGCAAAGACUGAAACGUCAUCCUUAGAUGGUUCUGUGAGGACUAGUUCAUCAAGAGAGGGAGAUCAGUCUGGCGAGCUUUCACUCAGCAAUGCCAGCGAUAUGGAGACUGAAUGGGUUGAACAGGAUGAACCAGGAGUAUACAUCACCAUCAGAGCACUGCCAGGGGGAACCCGAGAGCUCAGGCGUGUACGGUUCAGCCGAGAAAGGUUCGGAGAAAUGCAUGCGAGGUUGUGGUGGGAGGAGAACCGUACGAGGAUACAGGAGCAAUAUUUGUGAUCAUAUCAUAGCAAAGCUAUUUCUAUAGACAAACUGUUUGGGCAGACUAACAGGAUGAGAAAGUACAGCGUGAAAGUAAACGUAGACAGAUGUGAGCGAUGGAUAGAUGCGUUCUGUGUAUUCUGAGGUUCUGUUUCUUUGUUUUCUUCAGUUGAUAAAACAAGUGCAAGUGACUUAGUCUGUAACUCGGGAAGAACUCUGGAAUCUGUACUUCACUGUGGGGGGCAUGUAUGACGGGAUGCUGAUAAGUAGGGAAAAUAACUUGCACCGUGAAAUUUAGUCAAUAUUGUAACUUGUCUGGGGAUGGUUAAAUGCUUUUUCUUCGUCUUAUAUGAACUUUAAUCUUUGCUAUCA